This is a messenger RNA of Vigna radiata var. radiata (mung bean), 1719 nucleotides long. Its product is annotated as heparan-alpha-glucosaminide N-acetyltransferase. The coding region runs from base 27 to 1502 and encodes 491 amino acids. NCBI's taxonomy places the organism in Eukaryota, Viridiplantae, Streptophyta, Magnoliopsida, Fabales, Fabaceae. The record is from RefSeq and is a predicted model, not a curated record. The transcript has 13 exons.
UAACGAAGACAAGAUUGUUGGAAGAAAUGCCGGGAGAAGAAUAUGAUGGUGUCGCCGGAGAACAGCGAAGACCUCUCAUCAUCAACCAUGAUUUUGAUUCUUCAGUUGACAUCCUUCAUCAAAAUGAAGACACUAUCUCUCCUUUGCCAUUCAGUCAUACAGAAACACUAGCUUUACCCUCUCUUCCCGUUCCUAACCAACGCCUUGCUUCUCUCGAUGUCUUCCGCGGUCUAACCGUUGCGUUGAUGAUAUUAGUUGAUGACGUCGGAAGAGCAUUCCCAUCCUUGAAUCAUUCACCAUGGUUUGGGGUGACACUAGCAGAUUUUGUAAUGCCAUUUUUUCUCUUUGUGGUUGGCAUUUCGAUUGCUCUUGUAUUCAAGAAAGUCUCUAGCAAACCCAAUGCCACGAAGAAAGUUGUAUUGAGGACAAUUAAGCUUUUCCUUUUGGGGCUGUUACUUCAAGGUGGGUAUUUCCAUGGACGUGGCAAAUUGACGUAUGGAGUUGAUUUGAGUAAAAUUCGCUGGCUUGGUGUACUUCAGAGGAUAUCUAUUGGAUAUUUCUUGGCCUCAAUAUCGGAGAUUUGGCUUGUAAACCAUAAUAUUUUGGUUGACUCACCGACAGCUUUUGUGAGGAAAUACUCCAUUCAGUGGAUGGUUUCGAUCUUACUAUGCUCAGUGUACCUUUGCUUGCUCUACGGUCUCUACAUUCCAAAUUGGAAAUUUGAACAUUCUAAUAUGCUUGGGUCCAGUCAUUUAUCAAUUAUUCAAAAUGUUCAUUGUGAAGUGAGGGGUAGUCUCGAACCUCCUUGUAAUGCAGUGGGAUUUGUUGAUAGAUUGAUUCUUGGUGAAUAUCAUAUGUACCAGCGACCUGUGUAUAUAAGGACAAAGGAGUGUAGUGUCAACUCUCCUGACUAUGGACCCUUGCCUCCAAAUUCACCUGGAUGGUGCCUUGCACCAUUUGAUCCAGAGGGUAUUUUGAGUUCACUCAUGGCUGCAAUUACUUGCUUCAUGGGAUUGCAAUAUGGUCGCAUAAUUGUACUUUUGCAGGAUAACAAGCAGAGGGUACUUCUUUGGUCUGUGUUUUCCUUCGCUCUAUUGUUAGUAGGAUACAUUCUGGAGAUUUUAGGAAUUCCUUUAUCAAAAGCACUGUACACGUUAAGCUACAUGUUCAUAACUGCAGGAGCAUCGGGCUUAGUCUUGACUGCUAUCUAUUACAUUGUUGACAUAGAACAUCACAGAAAGCCUACAAUUUUACUGCAAUGGAUGGGAAUGAAUGCUCUUGUCGUAUAUGCAUUGGCAGCUUGUGACAUUUUCCCUGCAGCUAUCCAGGGUUUCUAUUGGCAUUCUCCUGAAAAUAAUUUGGUUGACGCCAGUGAAGCUUUAAUGCAGGCCAUAUUUCAUUCCGAAAAGUGGGGUACAAUGGCCUUUGUAAUCGUUGAGAUUUUAUUCUGGGGUAUUUUUUCUGGUUUCCUCCACAAGAAAGGGAUAUAUAUAAAAUUGUAAUUGAUGAUGCAAUCACGCAAAAGGCAAUGAGCUGUACAUAUCUAUGUUCCUUGUAUAUAUCUUCCAUUAGAAACUAGCCAUGCUUUUUUCAGUAAGUCCGUUAUAUUUGUUGAUUCUCCUGUGACCUGCCAAAGUUGUCUUUCUUAACUUUACCUUCAGACUGUCUGAAAACUGUCUUGAAAAUCUUAAUGCGAGUAAAAUUCAGCAUCGGACUGAA